AUGAACGGGAUCGUCUCGCUGGAGCGCAUCGGCAGCUCCUCCUCCCCGCGCAGCGGCAGCGCGGAGCCCCGUCAGGCGUCGGCGGCGUCACCAACGGCGACGGCGAGGACCAACGGCGGCGGCGCCUACGCCUCGGUGACGGGGCGGAUGACGGACCUGAGCGCGACGUCGUCCCCGCAGUACUCCUACGGCACGGCGCGGUACCUGAAGGAGUUGCAGCGGCGGCGCGAGGACGUCCCCGCGCUGCGGGUGCUGCCCAAGACGCAGCAGCUCGCCCAGCUGUUGCUGCUGGAGCAGGCGGGGCGGGAGCUGCUGGCGCACCAGGAGCGGUUGUGCCGCCAGCAGCUUGUGCACAAGCGCGAGGACGAGCGGAUGAAGAAGGAGGAGCAGCGGCUGCAGCAGAAGAACCGCGAGCGGCUGGAUGAGCUGAAGAGGCGGCAGGCGCUCGAGCUGGCUGCCUUGAAGGAGAGCGUGAGUGCCUUCCAGCGGCAGAUGGACGCGGAGGUGAAGGAAAAGCUGCGUGUUGUGUGUAUGCUGCAGCCCCGCAUGGGUGUGGCAGCCGCCGUCCUCGCCGAGCUCAAGAGCGAGGGCUCCCCCUGUUUGCUGCUUCCGGAGCUGAUGGAGGAGGAGCGGCGCGUGUUGAAGACGCUCAAAGCGGAGAGCCGCCAUAGCAGGGGCCCCGCCGACUGCGGGGCCGUGCCGCACUGGAUGCACACCUGCGUCGCCAGCUCCUUCAACGUGGCGGCCAUCCUGCAGAAUGCCCCGUACCUCGCGGCGGUGGAGGAGGCCAUCAAGGCCACCAACGCCUCCCUGCGCAAGCUGGUCGUCGUGCGCCACCUCCAUGACAAGAACGUCGUGGGGUGGGCGCACGUCCGCGCCGGGUCCGACCCCGCGACGCUGGCCGCAGAGUUGGCGCGGCUGCCCGUCCCGGAGGGGUUGCCAGCCGAACUGUACUGCGGCGUCGUGUGGCCCAAGGAAGACCUGGGCGAGUUGACCCGCAAUGCAAAGGCGGUCACAGACGCGGAGUUGCGGCAGCUGCUGCGGCAAGUCGUCGACGUCUCGAGCGCCUCCCUCAGCUGCGUCGGGCUCACGACGCACGAGUUUGCGAAGAAGGACGUGGACGCCAUCGGCACAGUGGCGUCUGCCUGA
Messenger RNA from Trypanosoma conorhini, 1149 nucleotides. RefSeq lists its product as uncharacterized. The record is from RefSeq and is a predicted model, not a curated record. The coding region runs from base 1 to 1149 and encodes 382 amino acids. The transcript has a single exon. NCBI's taxonomy places the organism in Eukaryota, Euglenozoa, Kinetoplastea, Trypanosomatida, Trypanosomatidae.